Cuscuta epithymum is the source of this 1571-nucleotide messenger RNA. The record is from the annotation of a GenBank genome assembly. Lineage: Eukaryota; Viridiplantae; Streptophyta; Magnoliopsida; Solanales; Convolvulaceae.
UAAGUGGAGCAGGAUAUUAAUACCAAAACAUCUCAGGAAAAGAUGAACGUUUAGAAACGAAAAUAGAUUGUGGAUAAGCCUCUGUUUCUCCUGGACCUCAAACACCAUGAUUUCUCUCAACGUGAAUGCUCCAAUGCCGCCGUUACUCUCCUCGAAAUUCCUCCCAUCUCCACCGGCGCCCACCAUCUUCCACAAACCCACUCUCUCGCCUAGAACAAUCACCGCUCUCAUUAUCCCGCCCUCCUCUGGCCAAAAGCUGCCGGAGCAAAAACAGCUCUACCAACCUUUCCGGCCACCUCCUUCUCCAAUACCUUCCAAGUUCCGAUCUCUUGAUACAAACUCCCGCCUCGAAAUCCUCACAAACCGCCUGGGGCUAUGGUUCGAGUAUGCUCCUCUGAUUCCUUCACUGAUCCAGGAAGGCUUCACGCCUUCCACAAUCGAAGAAAUCACUGGAAUUUCCGGAAUCGAGCAGAACCUCCUCGUCGUAGCUUCGCAGGUGCGUCAGUCUCUCCUGAAUUCCAAAAUUGACGCGGAUAAGCUGUCAUUUUUCGACUCCGGCGGAGCGGAGUUGCUUUAUGAGAUUCGCAUCCUCAGCGCCGCCCAGCGAGCAGCGGCGGCGGAUUUCAUCGCGAAGAGCCAUUCAGACGCGAAGCAAUCGCGGAUCUUAGCGAGAGCGAUGAAAGAUUUCCCGCUGAGGCGCGCUGACCGCGGGUGGGCGAUGUUCAACGCGGAAUCUCCGGGGGAUUGCCUUGCUUUCAGUUACUUCAAACAGGCGAUGGAAUACGAAGCGGCUUUGCUGGAGGAGCUCAGGCGGCAAUCUCUGCAGAAGGCAAUGGAGUUUGUGGAGUCUGGUUCAGCAAGAGCUUUACUGGCUGAGGAGGGGAAAGCAGAAGGGAACGAAAGAGCUGUGAAGGAGGAGGAAGUGGAAGUGUCGUUGGUGAGAAUGCAAAUGGGGGAGGUGGCAGAAUCGACAGAGGUGAUAAUCUUACCAGUGUGCCAGGCGGAAGAGGCGGCGGAGGUUGAGGAGGCACCGUGGAAUUGCGGAGGAGUUGGGGGUUUUGGAAUAGUGGAGUCCGAGAAAGAGUGGAAGAGAUGGGUGGUUCUACCAGGAUGGAAGCCGAUAGCAGGACUAGAGAGAGGUGGAGUUGCGGUGAGAUUUAAGAAUGGGAGGAUUUUGCCAUGGAAAGAGAGCAAGGAGGAGCCAAUUCUGGUGGUGGCUGAUCGGCGGAGGAAAGAGGUGGUUGGAAACAGCAGCUUGUACUUGGUGGUUGGAGGUGAAGAUGGAAGUUCAAAUGCGGGUUUGAUGGUUGAGAGCGGAGGGAAAUUGAAGGAAAAUGGGGUUACUGAAAGUCUGGGAAUGGUAGUUUUGGUGGUAAGACCUCCGAGGGAGGAUUAGAAGGACAUAAUCAUCCAUUAGAUUUCCAAGAAUUGACAUAUUCCACCCCAGAUUUUAAUUUAUACGGAAGUACGGAGUAGCUUUUCCCUGUAUUGUUGCUUAAAAUUUAGAGUUUUUUCCAAAAUUAAUGUUAAAUAAAUAAAUAAAUAAUUCCGAAAAUAAUUCUCAAUGAAAG